Messenger RNA from Aethina tumida (small hive beetle), 2541 nucleotides. Its product is annotated as deubiquitinase MYSM1-like. The transcript has 9 exons. Gene Ontology annotation, cellular component: BRCA1-A complex; BRISC complex. Lineage: Eukaryota; Metazoa; Arthropoda; Insecta; Coleoptera; Nitidulidae. The record is from RefSeq and is a predicted model, not a curated record. Gene Ontology annotation, biological process: double-strand break repair. Gene Ontology annotation, molecular function: polyubiquitin modification-dependent protein binding; metallopeptidase activity. Bases 73 to 2481 code for a protein of 802 amino acids.
UGUUGUCACUUGGGACCAAUUGGAUUGGAAGCGCAGAUUGUACAGUGUGUGUUUGUGUGUUAAACAAUAACAAUGGCAGAAGACGACGAAAUAGACAUUCUCGGCGACUUUAAUUUGGAUAAUUAUAAAAGUGAUACUUGUUUAUCACUUGUAUCGGAAAAUUCCGACUUGUUAAACUGCGACUACACAAUUCACCCCCAAUGGUUAUUGGACAAACCGAGUGCAAACCCGGAUAAUUGGUACAAGUCAACUGGCGAAUUAACUGACCCAGGUGAAAAUGAGUCCUCUGGACAUGUGUCCACUGAAAAUUGCAUCACUGAUGAAAGUGGGUGGACUGAAAAAGAGAAAAACUUGCUUGAAAGGGGCAUUGAAAUAUUUGGUAAAAGUAAUGUACGACUAUCGCAAUUCAUUGGCUCCAAAUCUGCUUCAGAAGUGAAGUAUUACCUAAAGAACUUUUACAAUGAGAACCAGACUGCUAGUCGCACAUUUAGUGGCUGUUUAAUAGAAGACAAUGUUAUUAAUGAUACUGAAAUACCAGCAAGUAUUGAAGAAGUCAUUGCUGCUGUAAGUACAGGCAAGUCCUCAAUUUCAAUUUCUUCAAAAAGGGCAAGGAAAAAGAGCAAUUCGUUUAGUGGAGACAGUAGUAGCUCUGAGAUCAGCAACAUUCCCAGUGGCCAGUCUUUACUAAAAUCUUAUUAUUUGAAGGCACAGAAAAAUAAUCCCAAAGAAUUUAAAAAAAAGCUAAAAUUAAAAUCCAAAUUCAAGGUGUCUGUGCACAUAAAUCGACACAAAGAACAUAAAAUCAAAGAGAAGUAUAAAGUUAAAGCUACAGAUGAUGAAAAGAAAAUUGUUGAGACUAGAAAAGUUGAAAUCACAACUGGUGUUGGAUUGGCUGUUCCAAUUUCUGAUGGGGAGGAAAUUAUUAAACUAAAAAAUGUUGAAAAUGAAUCAGAUGAAGAUGUAGAUGUUGAUAUUGAAGAUGAUGAUGAGGAACAAAAAGUACAAAAUAUCAAGGAAAUUGAAAUGAAAGACAAUAUUCCUGAUAAAGUAGAAGUAAAGGAAGAAGAAAACAUAAAGACUGAGCCAGAAGAAAUAAAUGAAUCAAAUAAUGCUUUACAUACAAAGCAGUUUAUAGAUUUAUCUGCAUAUAGUGACGAAACUGUCAGGCAAUUAUUGUUUUUAGAUGAACCUUCUGAAGAAGUGUGUCUGGUAGAAAAUGAGAUUACUGAGUUGGAAAAGGCCAUUCACAAUGAAUUCUUUGAAGGUAGAACCACAAAAACACCAGAAAGAUACCUUAAGAUAAGAAAUUAUAUAAUAAACACAUGGAAAAGUAACAAACCUACUUAUGUAACCAAAACAUCAGUGAGGCAAGGCUUAAAGUCUUGUGGGGAUGUCAACUGUAUAGGAAGGGUGCACUAUUUCCUGGAGCAAAUUGGAGCAAUCAAUUUUGGUUGUGAACAAAUGAAAUAUGUUAGACCCUUGUAUGAUAUGUUACAAACGCAUGCUCCGCAGAAAAAUAAAUCGGUCAAAGAACUAGUCAAGCAAGGUGUCAGAAGCAGUGAAUUAGGGAGCAGACCUAGGAUAAAAAAGAAGUUUGCAAAUGAUGGUGAAGGCGGCUGCACUUUAACCCACGACGAGAACGGAGAAAUUAUCAACACCACAAUCGUCAAUGAAGAGCCAGCGGUUAAACAGCGUUUAUACGUGAAAAAGCCCUCAGUUCGCCUUAUCUUUUGCCGACCUUUCACUGACGAGAAACCACAAGACUACACACUUAACAUUCACCUGUCCGCCUUGCUCAAAAUGGACUUCCACGCACACACAAAUUUGACCGAGGUAAUGGGUCUGGUGGCCGGCCACUGGAACUCAACAGAAAGGAUACUCGAAAUAACCCACUACGAGACUUGCAAGAACAUCGCUUCGUCGGCCACCCACUGCGACAUGUGUCCUAUAUCUCAAGCCAAAGCGGCCGAAUUAAUCGACAGCAAAGGCUUGGACAUUCUCGGCUGGUUUCAUUCGCAUCCGACUUUUGCACCAGAGCCGUCUCAGCAGGACUUGGAGACCCAACAGUCGGUCCAGCAGUGGAUCGGUAACAAACGGCCUUGCAUUGGGGUUAUUCUGUCGCCGUUCAGCUUAAAUGGUGCCUUAAUUGCUUCACCUUAUAGGUGUAUGAUUGUUGAUAAAAAGGUCAAUUUUGAAGACCAGUUUGUGCCUUACAAAUUUCAAGUCAACGUUUUGUCUAAUGAAUUUGUUGUGGAGGACUUUUUGAUGGAGAUGACCAGAGUUUUGGAAGUUGAGAAGGAUGGACCCUUAGGAAGCAAAAUUUCUUUGGAUAAACCGUACUUUCAGGAUACAAGCAUCACAUUUUUGGAUAAGUUCAUUUAUAGUGUGCGAAUGCAUUUAGCUAAGUGCGGAAACUUCAGCAAAAUGACGUGCGACAGUAUUAUUCAAGGAAUCAUUGAGAUUACCAGUAAAUAUAAGUAAUAAAUUUUAUAUUUUUAUUAUAUAUUUAAUUAAUUAAAAUGAAUACGGUUUAAUUUAAAA